AUUGAAAAGAGUUAUAAUCGGAGCUACAAGGCUUGAAAACGUGCCAUAAAUCGAUUCGUGGCAAUUAAAGUCUACAAGAUUUGAGAGACGAAAGAUGUUUAGGUGUAGACGAAUAAUCUAUCGUGGCAUAUAUAGAGGAUCACUCACUCUACACCGUGCCGGCUUUGGCUUAAUCUACGCCUCUCGUCCGCACAUUGAAUUUGAUGCCGUGACGAUGGUCUCUUCAUCAUCCCUGCAUGAGGAUGUUAAGACAUACAAAGAAGGAGAUCAGUUAGAUGAUGAGAAUUGUGAAGGAGACGAAUGUUUAAUGAGAAGGACUCUAGCAGCUCAUCUCGAUUAUAUCUACACUCAGAAUAAGCCCAAGAAUUAAAUCAAUGCAUACACCACCCAAAUAUAUGAUCCAUAUCUAUAUAACAAUACAAUAAUAAUUUGUAUAUAUAAAUGAUUCCUCAUAUAUAAUUAUCAUUAUUAUUAUAUGCAUAUAUAUGUAAUAUAUACAUGUAUCAAAAUCAUGAACGUCUUAGUUAAUAAAUAAUAAUCCUUAACCUGUCUUUGCCCUUC
This is a messenger RNA of Arachis ipaensis, 561 nucleotides long. Its product is annotated as phytosulfokines 3-like. Gene Ontology annotation, molecular function: growth factor activity. Gene Ontology annotation, cellular component: extracellular region. NCBI's taxonomy places the organism in Eukaryota, Viridiplantae, Streptophyta, Magnoliopsida, Fabales, Fabaceae. Gene Ontology annotation, biological process: cell population proliferation. The record is from RefSeq and is a predicted model, not a curated record.